GGAAUAUUACCCAGAAUGCAGGAGUAUUUCCCGACAUGCAUUGAGCCGGGAAGAUGGCGGCGCCCAUGGCAGACGCUUUGGCUACAGCAGUGGCGGCGGGAAAUAUGCCGGAAGUGCAAUCACUACUCAGUCAGAGAGUGCAGGCAAAUGUGCAAUCAUCCCAAGGUUUCUACCCCCUGUGUUUGGCUGCGUUUUGGGGUUACAGUGACAUGGUGGAGCUCCUACUGAAGCAUGGGGCAGAGAUAAAUGCUUGUAACAGCGGCACUAAGUGGACUGCCCUGCACUGUGCAGCCUUUCAAGGGCACGGCAAAGUCAUUAUGAAAUUGAUGCAGCACAAACCUGAUAUGCAGAUGAAAGAUGCCAAAGGGAGAACAGCUGCUGACUUUGCUUCCGCCCUCGAUGCCAUCUGGCCUUUUUUUGCAGCUGCAGGAUGUAAAAGAACAGCCAAGUCAGAGCUGAUCAGGCUGGAGAUAGUUCAGAAGGUCAAGGACACUGACCCUGCCGUCCCCCCAUCUGAUGUCCUCCACUUCUCCCGACCUGGGUCAGCAUACGUCAUGAGGUCACAACCUCUCAGAGGUCAAAGAGCAAGAGAUGUGCAAAUGGAUGCUGCAGCAGCCAGCGGGGAUGUGUUGAUGUCAGCAGGACACAGAAUAACCUCCAAAACUCAACCAGCCUUCAACCUGUGGAGAACCUAGGGUGGAAAUUAGGCAACCACCAAGAUCUCAGGAUAGGAGCAGGGAAUGGAGAAAAAGCCACAGCUAUAUAACAAAUUUGAGGCAUUCCACAUUUCAUACCGGCUGAAUUGGUCAAACAUGAACGUAAAACAUUCCUGGAUUUUACAUAUACAGUAAUCCUUGCGGAAAGAGUUUUUAAACCUCAUACCUCCAUGAAAUGUAAGUGUUUGUAUCGGGGUUGGUUUGGUUUUUGUGAUGGUGGGGUUAUGGCGGGGGACAUGGUCAAUAGUUUAUGAAAGGACAAAGAAUGACUAACAGUAUAGGGUCUAAUUAAGGACUACAAGCAGAGGGCAGUCAGUUUUACACACUCCAGGACCUACACACUAGACUGCCAAAGUAAUGAGAUGGCUAAAUUUUCAAAAUAGACACCAUAAAUGUUGUAACAAGAAAUGAAGCAACAAAAUAAACUGUCCUC
Molecule: messenger RNA, 1149 nt
Organism: Branchiostoma floridae (Florida lancelet)
Lineage: Eukaryota; Metazoa; Chordata; Leptocardii; Amphioxiformes; Branchiostomatidae
Product: ankyrin-3-like
Exons: 7
Coding region: 54-695 (213 amino acids)
Molecular function (GO): protein binding
Source: RefSeq, a predicted model, not a curated record